AUUGUGUAAAUGCAAAUAGGCCAUGAAUUAAAAAAGAAGAAGAAGAAGAAGCGACCGUGCAUGUUUUGUGGAUAAGUUGUGCUUUUGCUUUCAGAUUUUUAACGUACCUUCAUCUUAUUUUAACAAUAACAUGUCGUCGAUUGAUUUUGACCCUUCUAUAAAAUUAUGUCUAAAGUACUUGCACUCAAGUGCACCAGACUCGACUGAACAAUUAAGACUUACUCUUGAUGACGUUAUUAAACAGACCUAUGGCAGUUCAAAGACAUUAGGAAAUGUUCUACCAAAAAAGUAUCUAAAUGAAGAAAAAAUGAGUUCACCAAGAUCAAAGCAUAAAAGUGAGAAGUCUACCGGCAAACUGGUUCCUAUUCCACAGCCAAGCCCUCAACAAAUACAAAUUCCUGAAAGAGAAAAUGAUGAUGGCUCUGUUAUGGAUGGGGAGCUGGCUUUUGAUUUGCUAGAGGAAGACCUGACAUGUGCAGUAUGCAGACAAAUUGCCGUACAGGCAGGCAAUCGUUUGGUAGAGUGUGACGCUUGUCAUGCCUUAUACCAUCAGGAUUGUCACAAACCAGUUAUAAGUGACAGCGAUAUGAGUUCUGGUUGGCAAUGUGCAUCAUGUCUUUCUUCUCAAGGAUUUACCGCAGGCUACUCCAAAGUCUCAUCUUCAUCAAAGUCACCUUCACAUAUAUCAGAGUCCACUACACCUGUAAAAAUAUCUUCAAGUAGCUCAGCUUCAUCUUCUCCAUCAAAACUGGUUACUCCUAAUAUCAACAUUAUAUCUGCUGACAAGCGUCUCCAGAUUAUGAAAAAGAAAGCAGCCAAACAGCAUGAGAAAAAAAAGAGUUCAAAAUAAGCUGCAUGAUUAACAUUCAAAAAUAUUCCAAUGCGUCUUUCCAAUUGUAUUAAGUUUAACAUAGAAUGUAUGUAUUAACUUUCACAAUCACAAAUAAAUACAAUAAAUAACUUUACUGUGACUGUUUCUGUCAUAAACAAUUCAUUUAAGGAUUCCUUUGCAGGU
Molecule: messenger RNA, 1015 nt
Organism: Diatraea saccharalis (sugarcane borer)
Lineage: Eukaryota; Metazoa; Arthropoda; Insecta; Lepidoptera; Crambidae
Source: the annotation of a GenBank genome assembly